CAACGAUUACCACUUCACCCAUGGUCUAUGGGAGGAAUGGGCAGUGGAUUCUCAGUUGGCAGGCAGGCAGGCAAGGGUGAGGAGCUACUACUCCAAAGAAAACAACUGAAACAGAUUCAACUAUGGCAUUAAUAAGUGGUCUGUGUCGCCUUCUGGUCAAUCCUCAGAGAGCAGUUUUCAUCUUAGCCUCCAGAUCACAGGGAACGGCAGUAACGCCAAAAUGGGAAGCAGAAAAGGAAACCGCAAAGAAGCGUCCCAAAGCACCCAAGGUGCAGUUUAACUGGCAAGAUGCCUUGAAUCUUGAGGGACUUUUGACAGAGGAGGAGAUCAUGAUCAGGGAUUCCUUCCGCACCUACUGUCAGGAGAAGCUCAUGCCCCGUGUUCUUAUGGCCAACAGGAAUGAAGUCUUCCACCGUGAGAUUGUCUCUGAGAUGGGUGAACUAGGUGUCCUAGGUCCAACAAUUAAAGGCUAUGGCUGUGCUGGCACAAGCUAUGUGGCGUACGGUCUGAUCGCCCGGGAGGUGGAGCGGAUUGACAGUGGCUACCGCUCAGUAAUGAGCGUGCAGUCCUCUCUGGUCAUGCACCCCAUCAAUGCCUACGGAACUGAGGAACAGAAGGAGAAGUACCUGCCCAGGCUGGCUCGGGGCGAGAUCCUUGGCUGCUUUGGCCUGACUGAACCCAACCAUGGCAGUGACCCCAGCGGUAUGGAGACGCGUGCUAAGUUCAACCCAUCCAGUCGCACCUUUACCCUCACCGGCUCCAAGACCUGGAUCACAAACUCCCCUGUGGCAGACAUCUGUGUCGUUUGGGCCAAGUGUGAAGAUGGCAAGAUUCGAGGGUUCAUCCUUGAGCGUGGCAUGAAGGGCCUAAGCACACCCAAGAUUGAGGGAAAAUUCUCCCUGAGAGCCUCGGCCACUGGCAUGAUCAUCAUGGAUGAGGUGGAGGUACCAGAGGAGAACCUGCUGCCUAAUGUGUCAGGACUGGCUGGUCCAUUUGGAUGUUUAAACAACGCCCGGUAUGGCAUUGCAUGGGGAUCGUUGGGUGCCGCUGAGUUCUGUUUCCAUGCUGCCCGCCAGUACACAAUGGACAGAAUACAGUUUGGAGUGCCCCUGGCCAGAAACCAGCUGAUGCAGAAGAAGAUGGCGGACAUGCUUACCGAGAUCACCAUUGGAUUGCAGGCCUGCUUACAACUUGGCAGACUGAUUGAUAACAAAAAAGCAUCCCCUGAGAUGAUCUCCAUGCUGAAGAGGAACAGCUGUGGCAAGUCUCUGGACAUUGCCAGACAGGCUCGUGACAUGUUGGGGGGCAAUGGCAUCUCUGACGAGUACCACAUCAUCCGCCACGUCAUGAAUCUGGAGGCAGUCAACACGUAUGAGGGUACCCAUGACAUUCAUGCACUGAUUCUGGGAAGGGCCAUCACAGGCCUGCAGUCCUUCACUGUGGGGAAAUAGGACCCUGCUUUUCUCUCAUGCCUGUAAGCGCUCUUUCAAUAGCCAGUUGCUGCCUUUAAGAAAGUGGUUCAAGAAUCUGAUAGAUCUAAAAACAUUUGAACAGGUCUGUAUUCAACAACCAGGAUAUUAUGUUUGAAAGGGAAAAUGGUUUGGUUUAUAAAGUACAGAAGAAGAAGAAAAACAAAAAAAAGAACCCUGUCAGAUAUUUUGGACUCAAUGUAGUUCAACAGAGCAAAUCACUAUUUUUCUAUUCACACCAUACCUUUACUAUCCCACAAGAGUAGUUUGUAUAGAGAUUGGUGUUGUAAAUAUUAGUUUAUUGAAUAACAUAGCUCAGAAAGAUAACAGAUUUUAUGUUCAUUUACAAAUGACUACUACAUUAUGAGGCAAGACAAAGAGUGCAACACACUAAUUUGUCAUACAUAGUCGCUUUUAGUAUUUGAGAUACAUAUUUACAGUUGAUGAAUGAACUUUACUUGGAAUCGUUUGAAAUAAUAUGAUUUCCAAUCCAUUAUCAGGAUCUUUUCUCUUGCAUGGUUUGAAAGGCAUUUGUUUCAAAUGUCAAAACUUAAAAUGAUGCCUUAUAAAUAAAGCCGGUUGCAGUUUA
Clupea harengus (Atlantic herring) is the source of this 2058-nucleotide messenger RNA. It is a transcript of the gene gcdhb, whose product is annotated as glutaryl-CoA dehydrogenase b. The record is from RefSeq and is a predicted model, not a curated record. Gene Ontology annotation, cellular component: mitochondrial inner membrane. NCBI's taxonomy places the organism in Eukaryota, Metazoa, Chordata, Actinopteri, Clupeiformes, Clupeidae. Gene Ontology annotation, biological process: fatty-acyl-CoA biosynthetic process; fatty acid beta-oxidation using acyl-CoA dehydrogenase. Gene Ontology annotation, molecular function: fatty-acyl-CoA binding; glutaryl-CoA dehydrogenase activity; flavin adenine dinucleotide binding.